Molecule: messenger RNA, 1255 nt
Organism: Tripterygium wilfordii
Lineage: Eukaryota; Viridiplantae; Streptophyta; Magnoliopsida; Celastrales; Celastraceae
Exons: 3
Coding region: 117-965 (282 amino acids)
Molecular function (GO): protein binding
Source: RefSeq, a predicted model, not a curated record
AUCCAACGCCCAAUACGAAGCCUUCACAAAGGUUAUAUACUGAGACACUCCGUAGAGCACUCUGAAAAACUGAAAGUGAGACUCAAAGCUUCAUUUCACAUAAUCAAAGCCAAGCUAUGAAAGCUGCACUUUUCAGAACCGAUUCACUCCCGAUCCUCCAAUCGAUUCUUACGCUCGGCUCGCCGAGAGUUCGUAUAUCUCGUAAUGAAUCGUUCAACAUGAGUUCUCCUAGAAUUUCGCUGCAUUUGGAGAUCAAUAGUAAGACAGAUUCUCCGGCAAGGAGCAUUCGCAGAGCGUUGUCAGAGAACAAUCUCAUCAGAUCAGGAACUGAUGGAGUUCCCGACGGAUUCUUGAAACAGAACGCUUUCGGAUCGCGUUCUUUACCGUCGAUAAUGUCCGAGCUAGAAUGUCUAUCCGAAACUGAAAGUGAAGUACAUGAUCGUGAAUUGUUGGAAUUCUCCGGAAAAUUUCCGGAGAACUGGACGCCGCCUGAGGAGUUAGGGUCAUCCGGUGAUGGAUUCGGCAAAGGAAAUGAAUCCGGAGACGACAGAAGCUGGAACGACGGAUGUAGUGGCGGUUCUGGUGAUGUAACCAAGAUCGGCGAUUAUUACAGAGAAAUGUUGAAGUCAAAUCCCGGAGAUUCGCUUCUUCUUAGAAACUACGGCAAGUACUUGCACGAGGUGGAGAGAGAUGCAGAGAGAGCUGAAGAGUACUACAGCAGAGCAAUACUGGCAAGCCCUGGAGAUGGAGAGGUUUUGUCACAAUACGGGAAGCUGAUUUGGGAGACGCGUAGAGACGGAGAGCGAGCUAAAUCUUACUUUGACCAGGCUGUGUACGCCUCUCCCAAUGACUGCAUGGUAUUGGGAUCAUAUGCGAACUUUCUGUGGGAAACAGAGGAAGACGAAGAGGAUGAGGAAAUCAAUGAAAGAUCUGAAGCUUCACCGGCUAUGGUGGCUGCUUUUUAGCACAAAACUUCAUUUUGAUAAUUAAUUGGUAAUUAAUUAUUGCUAACCUAAUUAAGGUCAAGAUGAUAUAUACAUGUGACCGUACGUAAUGAUACAUGUCAUGUGUGACUGUUUGUAUCCAAAUAAAAGCUACUGGGACAGUUGGACGAUCUAGUCUCUAGAAUAUGAGAAAAAAUAGAGAGAGGGAGUGGGUAAUCUCUUCUUGUGUUUGCGUUUAAGCUUUCUUGGUAACUACUAAUAUGUACAGUUUAAUCAUUUUGGUUGGAUUGACAAGCCUUUUGUACUGUUCC